AGUUUGUCCAAGUGGCCUUGCCGUACAUCUGUCGUCGCUGUACUUCCGCGUCCGGUUUAUUUACGCGCCCACACUUUACUGAAUGUUCUUCUUCCCGAAUUAGCAACAGAACCCACUGAAGCAUCGAUUCCGUGCAUCCAUCACUAAUUUAUCGGCGUAUAAAAUUAUGAAUUGAAUCUUUGUGUCCGCGUAAACUUUUCUCGGCCUGGCUUAUCUUAGCUUAGCUUGCUAACCGCUAACAUAUGGAGACGCGUUUGGACUCCGCACAUCGCUCGGACCAAAUAAAGUGAGUGAAGUAAACUGGUGACUUUUUUUUUUUUUUUUUUUGUGCGAACAUGUUAGCAAGACCGACAGGAGAGCGCGAGGAGGAACUCAGCGGAACAAAAGACGGCGAGGAGCGAAAAGUUCAACUGUUGGACGCAGUUUUUAAGACUCCUCUCGAUGCAGGACAAAGGCCGUGUGACGCCCUCCAUCACAGUCAGUCGCCUUCAGACGCCGGUGAAAAAAAUCUUCGCCCUGAGCAACGGGAGCCGGGGUCUGCUCGGAUCAAAGAGGAGCAGUCGGAGGACGAGGCUCACAUCAAAGAGGAGGCUGUCAUCACGGGGUUGACGGUGACUGUUGUCCCGCUCAAGAGUGAAGACCAAGGUCAGUUUGAGGAGAGGAGCGGGGCGGCGGCUCCGAGCAUCACCUCAAGUCAACACAUAAAAACAGAAGACGAUGGAGGACCACGAGGAGAGGGCCUCAUGGCUCCGCUGUCAGAUAGUGACGACGCGGCGUCAAACUCUCCUCACACUGACGACGACGAACAUUCUGAAGAAGAUCGGACAUCUCGCGCCGACAACAGACGCUGGAAAUGUCCUCAGUGUCUUAAAACGUUCGUCUACAAGUCUCUUUUGAAAACGCACAUGAUCUGUCACACCGGAGAGAAACCGUUUGUCUGCUCGGUUUGCGGGAAAAGAUUCUCUCACAAGGGACACUUAAGAACGCACACAAAAACACACACCGGUGAGAAACCUUUCGCCUGCUCAUUUUGCGGCCAAAGAUUCUCUCAGAACGGGAACUUGAGUACGCACUUACGAAUACACACAGGAGAGAAACCCUUUUCCUGCUUAGUUUGUAGUCAAAGCUUCUCCACACAGGUAAGCUUAAAAACACACACGAGAACACACACUGGUGAGAAACCUUUUGCCUGUGUAGUUUGCGGGCAAAGAUUCUCCGAAAGGGCAAACUUGAAAACGCACACAAGAACGCACAAUGGAGAGAAACCUUUUGCUUGCACAACGUGCGGUCAAGGAUUCUCUCAAAAGGGAAGCUUAACUAUACACACAAGAUCCCACACUGGUGAGAAACCUUUUUCCUGCUCGUUUUGCGGACAAAGAUUCUCUGAAAAGGGAACCUUGGUCAAACACACGCGAAUACACACUGGUGAGAAGCCUUUUGCCUGUUCAGUUUGUGGCCAGAGAUUUUCCCAAAAGGGAAACUUAAAUAUACACAAAAAAACCCACACAGGCGGCGGUGGGGAAAGAGACGCUCAUAACGGUCAGGUUGAGAAAAAAGUGUUUUCAUUAAAAUAACAGCGACCAAUCAAGCUGGAAAUGCAAAAGAAGCUGUUUCAUGUUUAACUAAGGCAUUGAUUUAGUCUCGAAUUCUUGCGGGGGUUUACAAAAACCCUCUCCGGCGUUUAUUCAGGAUUAGCGCUUGUGCUAAAACAGUAAAACCGAUGCACCUCGUUUGUCCGCUGUUUUUGUGAUCCUCGCGUCGAAUGCUGUUCGGGAACGAUUGAAAUAAAUUGUGUAGAAGCUGACAAUUUGUGGAAAGGUGGAAAAGGUUUGGCAUUCUAAAUAAAAUACAACUCU
This is a messenger RNA of Syngnathoides biaculeatus (alligator pipefish), 1856 nucleotides long. Its product is annotated as zinc finger protein OZF-like. Gene Ontology annotation, cellular component: nucleus. Gene Ontology annotation, biological process: regulation of transcription by RNA polymerase II. NCBI's taxonomy places the organism in Eukaryota, Metazoa, Chordata, Actinopteri, Syngnathiformes, Syngnathidae. Bases 336 to 1574 code for a protein of 412 amino acids. The record is from RefSeq and is a predicted model, not a curated record. Gene Ontology annotation, molecular function: RNA polymerase II cis-regulatory region sequence-specific DNA binding; DNA-binding transcription factor activity, RNA polymerase II-specific. The transcript is spliced from 3 exons.